Molecule: messenger RNA, 951 nt
Organism: Benincasa hispida (wax gourd)
Lineage: Eukaryota; Viridiplantae; Streptophyta; Magnoliopsida; Cucurbitales; Cucurbitaceae
Product: putative 2-oxoglutarate-dependent dioxygenase AOP1
Source: RefSeq, a predicted model, not a curated record
AUGGUUAAUUCUGAAGCAAAAGCCAAAGUACUUCCCACUAUAGAUUUGUCAAAAUUAGAGGCAGGUGGCACAGAAGAAUGGGGUUUAGCAUGCAAAGAGAUGAGGCUUGGAUUAGAAGAAUUUGGUUGUUUCUCAGUGGUUUAUGACAGAGUUUCUUUGGAGCUUCAUAACUCCAUUUUUGAAGCAACAAAAGAGCUUUUUCAUCUCCCAUUAGAAACUAGAAUUAAGAACACUAGUGAAAAGCCUUACCAUGGCUAUUUUGGUGGAUACUCUGUUCUUCCUCUCUAUGAAUCCAUGGGUAUUGACAAUCCAAUUGAGCUACAAGCAACUCAGAGUUUCGCUAAUCUCAUGUGGCCUACUAAAGAAAAUAAUCACUUCUGUGGAACUGUGGAACGUUUCUCAACGUUGGUAGCGGAAUUGGAGAAGAUGGUAACAAAAAUGGUAUUGGAAAGCUAUGGACUAUCGAAGCUUGUAAAUGAGCCAAACAUGGAGUCAGCCAAUUACCUUCUUCGAUGCUUCAAAUACAGGGCGCCUGAGAAAGAUGAAACCGAUGUUGGUUUGCAUUCCCAUACAGAUCUCACUUUCUUUUCCAUAAUUCAUCAGCAUCUCAUUUCUGGUCUUCAAGUUCAAUCACUUGAUGAUCAAUGGAUUGAUAUUCAACCCUCAGGUCAUUGCUAUUUUAUUGUCAUGGCUGGCGAUGCACUCAUGGCAUGGAGCAACGAGAGAAUAAGGUCUUGUAGGCACCGAGUGAUAAUGAGAGGAGAGGAAACAAGAUACUCAAUUGGGAUGUUUUCAUUCAAGAAUGGGACGAUUGCUGUGCCUGAAGAGCUUGUGGAUGAUGCCAAUCCACUACGAUACAAGCCAUUUAAUCACUAUGAUUUCCUUACCUAUGACAAAGCCAAGGCUUCUCAUCAAAAUGUCUCUCGUAUCAAAGAUUAUUGUGGCAUUUGA